This is a messenger RNA of Erpetoichthys calabaricus (reedfish), 3719 nucleotides long. It is a transcript of the gene mapk8ip1a, whose product is annotated as mitogen-activated protein kinase 8 interacting protein 1a. The transcript has 13 exons. The record is from RefSeq and is a predicted model, not a curated record. Lineage: Eukaryota; Metazoa; Chordata; Cladistia; Polypteriformes; Polypteridae. Gene Ontology annotation, cellular component: cytoplasm. Gene Ontology annotation, biological process: regulation of JNK cascade. Gene Ontology annotation, molecular function: protein binding. The coding region runs from base 327 to 2492 and encodes 721 amino acids.
CUUGAUUGCUGACAUGAUCACUCCCUGAGCUAAUGAACACUCUAGCGCCUUUGAUUCCGCAGCUGUGUGUAUUAUUAUUAACUGAACACACGGAUCACAUGACGUUCCACUGGCAGGAGCGCAGCCUUCUAGCAUUGGCGGCACUCGUCUUCCUGUUGACUGUAGCUCCCAGGCUCCAGUGUGAGCCCAUGCCGGAGCGCACUGGUGCCCAGUAUAACGCCACACAAGCCUUCGUCGUCUCGCGUCUCUCCGCCCAGCCGGCCGCUGCAAGUCGGCAUUGCCAGUCGCUCUCCUUGAAGGCACGAAUGGAUAAAUAAGGAACGAGAAUGGCGGAUAGAGAAAAAAGAAAACCUUCUCCGUCUGGAUCCCCUUUUCUGGGAUUGCAGAUUGCGUCGCCGCCAAAUUUCAGGCUUACUCAUGAUAUCAGCCUGGAAGAGUUUGAGGAUGAGGAUCUCUCAGAGAUAACAGAGAUUACAGAUGAAUGUGGGGUGAGCCUGAACUGCAAUGACCACCUGGACAUCAAGCACCAUGUGACCCGGGAUACCAAUAGCACAGCGGGGAUAGCAGGUGGGAGUGAGGCCAGCAAGCUGCAGGCAGAAAUGCUUCAGCUGGAUUUGAUUGAUGCUGUGGAUGAGAUACAAGACGAGGAAGCAGAGUUGCCCAUCAAGGAGCCUCCCGUGAAAGAACCCCUUCCUGUUACCAUGGACGCCUACAGACCUAAGCGGCCAACCACCCUAAAUCUCUUUCCACAGGUGCCUCGGACUCAGGACACCCUGAAUAACAACUCGUUUGGGAAGAAGUACAGCUGGCAGGAAAAAGUCUCCCGGUCGUCGUCACCCUUGAAGACAGGAGAGCUGACCCCAACCCAUGACCACAUCUGCUUAAGUGACGAAGAUAAAGUUCAGCACAACACCACGCAGACCAAAGACAAAGGCACCUCCACUGAUGCUCCUUGCCGUCGCACCUCUUCAACUCAGAGCACUGGGGGCACACGGUCCAAACUCCAUGAAAAACCCACAUCGGGCCUACAACAGCAGCAGCAACAACAGCAUCACAGUAAAGGUUCUUCAGAAGGUCACAGGGACCGCAUUCGUUACCACACAGAUGUACGGCUAGAGGCCACUGAGGAAAUCUACUUAACCCCUGUCCAGAAAAAUUCAGACUCCUUGGAGCAUGAUAAACCCUUCCUCUCUCAGUCCAGUGAAAACCGCAUGUCCAUUAGUUCAGACAUAGACACUACACAUUGCCAGUCACUGCCCAACAGAACAAACCCUUCAAUUAGCGAAGAAGAUGAAGUGUAUACCACUACAAAUACCUCAUCAGUAGAUCACAAGAUGAAUGUUAAAAGAACAGCAGAUCAUGGAGGUGAUGCUUUUCAGGCAGCCUCUUAUAUUCCACGGACGUCUGUCAGCUCUGAGGCCAGUGGCCUCUCUUAUGAUUCGGUCAAAUAUACUUUAGUGGUAGAUGAAAACAUGCAGCUGGAACUGGUGAGUCUCAAGCAGUGCUAUUCUGGUUACAGCGAUGACAGUGACUCUGCAACCAUCUAUGACAACUGUGUGUCCUCACCCUAUGAGUCCGCUAUUGGUGAGGAAUACGAGGAAGAUGCAUUGAAACGGGACUCGGUGUGCCUCUCUGAAGACUCUACUCCUGAAGUAGACAUGCCUUUCACCAAGAAAUUUCUUAAUGUCUUCAUGAAUGGACGAUCACGAUCCUCAAGUGCUGAUUCAUUUGGGUUGUUUUCCUGUGUAAUAAAUGGGGAAGAACGAGACCAGAGUCAUCGUGCUGUGUUCAGGUUCAUCCCACGACACGAUGAUGAGCUCGAGCUGGAUGUGGAUGACCCUCUGCUGGUGGAGGUUCAGGCAGAUGAUUACUGGUAUGAAGCCUACAAUAUGCGGACAGGCGAGAGGGGUAUCUUUCCGGCAUUCUAUGCUAUUGAGGUGGCUAAGGAGCCUGAGCACUUUAAAGAAAUGGCAAAAAGCAGCGACUGGGUGGACAAAUUCCAUGUAAAAUUCCUUGGUUCUGUGCAAGUGCCGUAUCACAAAGGGAAUGAUGUUCUGUGUGCUGCUAUGCAAAAGAUUGCAACUAACAGACGAGUAACAGUGCAAUUACACCCACCUUCUAGCUGUAUUUUAGAAAUUAGUAUACGAGGAAUAAAAAUUGCGGUUCAAGAAGAUGCCAGCAGUGACUAUGAAAGGGAAUUUGCUUGUGCCGGAAGGAAAUUGGAAAGAAUGUUUGCCUUAGAAUCUGGGGGUAACAGGUGCAGCCAUUUCUUCCAGCUAAAGAAUAUUUCCUUUUGUGGGUAUCAUCCAAAGAACAACAAGUACUUUGGGUUUAUUACUAAGCACCCAGCUGAUCACAGGUUUGCCUGUCAUGUCUUUGUUUCAGAAGAAUCUACCAAACCUCUUGCAGAAUCCGUAGGGAGAGCAUUCCAACAGUUUUAUAAAGAAUAUGUGGAAUACACAUGCCCAACAGAAGACAUAUAUUUGGAAUAGAAGCACGAGCUGGCCUUUGUACAUUAACAUGUAUGAUAAUCCAUUGCAUGAUGGAGAAAAUAUGUACAAAAUAUUACAUUCAGUUUACAAAAGGACAACUGCUGAUUUGUCAAGAAAACGUUGUUGGAGAAUAAUUAAAGUACAAAAAGUAUGCAAGGAGAAGGAAGAGCACCAGUUUUGUGCAAUCAUGGUUUAGUUAUUAAAUAAAUUACAGAAGAUAUCAAGUGGAAAUCAGAAACAGGCAUUCUCUUUCAGCCUCCUACACUCUUCAUGCAAAAAGCAGAAGUCUGACCAUUUCUACUAAGUAUUUUGGUUAAAAAAAAAAAAAAAACUUAAUGCCAAUGUGAUUUAGAAAAUAUAAGAUGGUCCAUUGCCCACCUUUUUUCUUAGCACAAAGGGAUGAACAAAUUAUACAAUGUCUUGUUUGGACUUGGACUAGAAAUGACUCAAUAACAGUGAAGGCAUGGAAGAUUUAAAGCACUAUUUAUGUCUUUCUUUGGGGAAAUUAUAUGGAAAAGAACAUAAAUGUUCUUAUUCUGACAGUAUUAAUUAGAUAAAAUUUGAUUUAAGAGCAUUGGGUAUUGGAAAUGAAUGGCAGUGGAAAAGGGAGGCAGCCUGCUGUGAGGUGCAUAUGACGUUACAUUAAUGAAAUAAACUCCAUAACUUUCUUUGGGCAUUAAACAAAAAAAGUACUGCAUUGCAGAUAAAGACAUUCUGUAAGUUUGAUGGAAGGUUUUUUUAUAGCUCCCAGCUAAUAUAUUGAUUGCACAAAUUGUCUAAUUUUAUAUUGUUAUUUAGCUGUUCCAUCUAGACAUUUGUUCAGCCAUGUCUGUUAGAAUUCAAACAUAUUUACUCAUGUCUAGCCGGGGUUCUGAACAUAAAAAGGUUUGUGGUUGCACUUCUAAUAUGAGACUAACACUCACUCAGUCCACCUCCGGACACUUAGUAGAGCACACCGAGCAAGUGAGCUAACUAAGCAAAUGCUUGUGUUUCUGCAGCUUGUGUGAGGCCCCCCAAACUUACACUUUUUCAGCACUUACAUAAUGUCAGGGGAAUAGUGGGCGUCUCAAAAUGGAAACACUGCUUAGAGUCCCAACAAGACUAGAAACGGCCCUCAUAGAAGAGCCAGCGGUACAAUUACUAAAUCUCUGACUGAAUGGCUUUUAUGCCACAUAUCAUUCAGGCUUUGAUUCGAUUUGUUUUCUUCUGAGCCCACCGUAUUAGGGU